AUGGUGUUUCAAUCAUUUAUACGGUUUGCCAAGUAUUCAUUAUCAUCAUCAUCAUGCAGAUCAGAAGUUAGACAUCACUUUUUCCGAAGUUCUUAUCCUUAUUUGAAUCGACAUCAUUUCUUCAAGAACCUGAUAUCUAAUUACAAUAAAAAUUUUUACAAGUCCAAAUGGUGGUUCAGGUCACAAAGAAACACUUCUAAUAGAUCAAAAUCGUUUUUAACGAUAUCAGAUGGACAUUAUGGGUUAUAUUAUUCCAUGUAUAAUCAUGAUUCCGAAAGACAACAACAACAAAAGGAUCACGAGAAAUACAUCAAGCAUAUGAUUUUAAAACAACUAGAAACCAGUGAUAGAAUAUUGGGCCAUAAGAGCUUAAAUUCUGAGAUCUUUUUCGCUAGAAAUCAUCCCCACUACAACCACCACCACCGCAGCCAUCAUAUUGCCAACUGCUUUAUGGGCAGAUAUAACAGAAGACAGAAUUCCGACAAUAAUGGACGAAACCAUUACCAUAGAAGACGCUGUCCACAUCAUCAUGGUUUCCAUAUGAAAUUGCUUUUGAUUGGAUUCACUGCCAAAUUUUUGAUUUCCAAAGCUAUGGUCGACACCCAAAUCAACCUUGAUGGUAUCAAGAAAUUUUCAUCUAAAUUAUUUUCUUCCUUUGCAUAUAAACCCUUCAAUUAUUCGUUUGCUUCGUUUAUCAGAUUGGCAACAGUUGCCAAAAAUGGUGCAAUCUCCAAUCAAAAAGAACAAGAACUUGCUACUAUAGUUAGCCCACAAUUAUCCAAUGUUUUCACAACUGGUAUUGUUAAAAGGACAUUUGCAACACUUGCCCAUCAGCAACAACAACAACAGCAACAAAAAAGCAACGAGAUUAAGACUGUUGCUGAACAACAAAAACAAUCACAACCACCAUCACAAGAAAAUAUAACUGUUGAUACUUUUGAACAAGACUUUUUAGCUUCCAAAGUGUCGAAAAUAGUAUCUGUAUUUGAUACUUAUUCUAGUCCUGACGAUUUAAAUAUUAUAUAUCCAUUGUAUCAGGCUGUGAAACGAAACGAUUUGAAAUUGCCUUCAAUUGACGUAUACAAUAUUGUACUCAAAUCUAUCUUACACAGAAGUUUGAAUAGUGAGUUAACUUUAGACUCUAUAGAAGGAAAAUUAACUGUGUUGUUGACAGUUUAUCAAGAUAUUCUUGCUGCUGGUAUUAAGCCCAACAAAGAGACUUACAAUAUAGUAGUAACUGCAUUAUUAAAUGGUAGUUUACAAUGCUUAGAUAUACCAACAGAUAAUAUUUUACAAUACAAUGAAGUCCAUGGAAAAUCUCAAGAAUUUGCCCAGAUUUGUCUUGAAUUGUUCACAUCAAUUUCUAAUCAAUUAGAUUUACAAGCGUUGUUACCCGAUUUGCUCAGAUUAUUAUACAAUUAUCCUCAAUUGAUUACACCACAAAUUAUUGAACCAUUUGUUAAUCUGAUUCAAGUUGCAAGAGUUUCCGAUAAAGACUAUUAUUUAUUGAUACUCGAAUUAUCCAAGUAUUUUACACAAUUUGGAUUAUUAGAUAAAGAACAGACAUAUCAAGUGAUUGAAUCUGCUUACACUAAAUAUAAACUGUUUGGUAAAGUUAAUCCAUUUAUUGCUUAUAAGAAAGUCAUUGCUUCUUUGGUGAAUAAUGAUUUUAUUACGGAAGCUAGUCAAUUAUUAGAUGAUGUUUUACUUGAUUAUAAAGAAUCAUUACAAUUCAAAUAUAGACCAUCCAAACACCAAAUCAGUAAUUUGAUUGGUAGUUUCCUCAAAGCAUUUAUUAUGAAAACCAACGAUUUAGCCAAAGGUUAUGAAUUAUUAGUCAAAUUCAAUUCUGUUGCCUAUUUGCCGGAUUUCCCCGUUAGGUUCUAUAAUUACAUGAUUACAAAAUUGGCUGAAAAUGGCAUGCAUGAUGAAAUGUGGUCAGUGUAUAAUCGUGUUAUGGUAAGGACUGAUUAUCAAAAUACUUCAACUAUGGAAAUGGUGAAACACAAUGGUAAGGCAUGUCGUGAUGUGUUGCUUUCACAAAGUCUUGAUGAAAGUGAUCACGAACAUGCAUUCCAAUUGAUUAAAGAAAUUUUGGUAAAGGAACAUUUGAUUGCUGAUUUGGACACAUUGAAUAAAACUUUCCAUUAUUUAUAUAAUGCUGUACUUCAUAAUACUACUGAUGAAGAAUAUUUCAAUCAAUAUUAUUUUGGUUUAUUAUGGCAAGUUAUGGAAACUCAAGCUAAACAUUAUAAGACUUCUACUGAUAUAAAUGAUUUCAUAUCUCAUUUUGUUCAAUUUCUUACAGUCAAAGUUCCUGAAAUAUUGGCAAAUGAUGAACGUGCUGUUCUUGCUGUUAUCAAAUACAAUGUUAAUUUAUUGCUCAAUAGUCCAUUUAUCAACCGAGCAGUUGAAUCAUUUAAUUUACAAACUGAUAAUAUUUAUGGAUUGACAUUAGUGGUACGUGAGUUAAUGAAAUUCGACGACAGAUUCCCCAUCGAACUGCAAGAAUUAUACAUGAGAAUUGUUGAAUUUGAAACUCUUGUUAUUGACGAAUUUGAAGAUUCAGAAAAUUCAUACAUUGAAUUAACCCCAGAGAUGACACAAUUUUUACAAGAUAUCAAAAUGGAUAGGGAUCAUAGAUUAGCACAAUUGCAAAUUUCAAACCGAGACCAAGACCACGACCACGUUUUAUCAAAUAGUAAGGAUUUGUUAUCCACAUUUGAAUCAGAUAUUCAACCGGACUUAACAUGUGAUAUCGAUUUAAGCUAUUUAUUGAAUCUAAAUUUUGACAAAGGAUUACCGAGAUUUUUAGAGUUGUACAAUAAAAACCAUAAAUUCAAUUUUGCAACUUGGAAUAUAAUUAUUAAUUUUGAAUUUUUAGAUAAUUUUAAUUCUCAAUUUGAAAUACAAGAAUUUUUGCAACGUAUUUGGAUGACAAACUGUGAAGAAUCUAAGAAACUUGAAUUGUUGAAAAGAUUGGUUAAAUACAAUUUUGAACCAGUCAUUAAUGGAGUGGGUAUAUUUGUUAAAGAGAAUAAGAUUUACAAUGAUAAUGAAUUGUUAAUAACUUUAUUCCAAACAUGUUUGAAAAUGAAAGAUACAAUUGAUCAUGAGAUUUUUGCUAAUGAUUCAUUUUUCCAAACAAUUUACCAAACUAAUCGUAAUACUGAAUGGAUUAUUGCAUACUUGAAUUAUUUAGUCAGUGUUAAACAACAUGAAAAGGUUGCAUCUAUAAUUGAUUCUAUGGAAGGAAAUUUACCUGCACCUUUGGGCCAUUUAUUAUUAGAAGCAGAUUUAAAUUUUGAUUUAAAUAAGUUUCAAACAAACUUCAAAGAAUUGAAUAUCACUCCUUCUAAUAAAGUACAUGAGUUAUGUUUGAGAUAUGAUUUAAAAUCUGGAGAUUUAUCUGCCAGACAAAUUAUAAACAAAUAUUCUAAAUUCGCUGAUAAAGGUUCAAUUACUUUACAAGAAUUGGUAUCUUUUUGUCAUGUAUUGUGUUCUUUACAAUCAUCAGAAUCUAUAAAGCCGUAUAGAACUGGUAAUUUUGAAUCAACUUACAUUUUAGCAACUUCAUUGUUAACAGCACGGAAAUUUGAUGAAAUGGUCACAAUCAUCGAAUCCAAUGAAACCAAAAUUGACACCCAAAAAUUAUUUGGUCAAAUGAUUUCCGUUUUAAUUGAGUUGUUGCCCUAUCACAAUAAUCAAACACAAUUGAUGAAUAAGUUUAUUGAUACAAUUAAAUUGUGUAAAAUUUUACGAUUGGGAUCUGUUUCAAUGGAGAAUUUUAUGAAAAUCAUUAGAUUUUUAACCGAGAUCAAAUCAGAUCUUUUAACGGUUAUAUUAAAUCGUUUUAUAAAUGAUGGAGAAUUUGCUGAUGUUGUUACUUUUUAUUUUAUUGAAGUUGAUCUUUUCCAAUAUAAAUCGAAAUUAACAGUAUUGAAAGAAUUAUAUUAUAGUAUGAGGAAAUUGGGGAAUGAGUUUAAUGUUUCUAUGAUUAAUGAAUUUUGUCACGCUAAUGGGAUUAGAUUUUUCUAA
Molecule: messenger RNA, 4038 nt
Organism: Candida dubliniensis CD36
Lineage: Eukaryota; Fungi; Ascomycota; Pichiomycetes; Serinales; Debaryomycetaceae
Gene: RPM2
Product: ribonuclease P
Exons: 1
Coding region: 1-4038 (1345 amino acids)
Source: RefSeq, a predicted model, not a curated record